This is a messenger RNA of Juglans microcarpa x Juglans regia, 1336 nucleotides long. RefSeq names its product chromatin structure-remodeling complex protein BSH. The coding region runs from base 187 to 981 and encodes 264 amino acids. The record is from RefSeq and is a predicted model, not a curated record. Gene Ontology annotation, cellular component: nucleus; nuclear chromosome. Gene Ontology annotation, molecular function: transcription coregulator activity. Gene Ontology annotation, biological process: regulation of transcription by RNA polymerase II; chromatin remodeling. NCBI's taxonomy places the organism in Eukaryota, Viridiplantae, Streptophyta, Magnoliopsida, Fagales, Juglandaceae. The transcript has 12 exons.
AGACGGACCAUCACCGAGUGGCGCAAAGCGCAGGCAGUUUGAGCAUCACAUAUCGACCCAUCUAUCUGGGGAAUUAGAAUUCAAUUGACAGACGAACAAACAGAUUUUACUUGCAAACUUCCCUGCUGUUCAACUCCAACUCCAACUCCAACUCCAACUCCACUCUCCUCGAGCUUUUGGAGCGCAAUGAAAGCACCGGCGUCAACUUUCUCUAAAGCCCCCGUCAAGUUCAGGAUGCCAACUGCGGACAACUUGGUACCAAUUCGUUUGGACAUCGAAAUCGAUGGGCAGAGAUUCAAAGAUGCUUUUACUUGGAACCCUUCUGAUCCGGAUUCGGAAGUCGCUGUAUUUGCAAAAAGGACGGUGAAAGAUUUGAAGCUGCCUCAAGCAUUCAUAACACAGAUUGCUUCAUCCAUUCAAUUGCAGCUUGCAGAAUUUCGAUCAUUUGAAGGACAAGAUAUGUACACUGGCGAGAAGAUUGUUCCUAUUAAGCUUGAUCUUCGAGUUAAUCAUACACUUAUAAAGGACCAAUUUUUGUGGGAUUUGAACAACUUUGAGAGUGAUCCGGAAGAGUUUGCUAGAACCUUCUGCAGAGAUCUGGGCAUUGAGGACCCUGAAGUUGGACCGGCAGUUGCCUUUGCUAUUAGAGAGCAGCUUUUUGAGGUUGCAACUCAAAGUGUAGCUUCAGCAAGAGAAAGCAGACUAAGCAAGAAGGGUCGGCGGGGGUUUGAAUAUGUUCCAGCCAGUAAAGCAGGUGGUGCUGUACUGGACCUGGUGAAGCUAUUUGGUCAUAAAUCUAGUGUUGUUCGGAAAAGAAAGGAGUGGGAAGUAUACGAACCCAUUGUUGAUCAUCUAUCUAAUGAGGAAGUGGAUGCCCUUGAAGCAAGAGAAGAGAGGAAUUUCCGAUUUAACCCAAAUAAGAGUUUGCUUCGGGCAGUGCUAUUUAGGCUCCCUUUGUUGCAUAUUUUGAUAUUGCACUAAUGAUAUUAUUAUGCAAGUGAGACGAGAUGGAAAUGGGAGUCAUCUCUUAAAUGCGAACCGGUACUGGGGAGUCCUUCCCAUUCCGUCCCAGAUAAAGAUCAGCGAGACUGUCUUCAGGUGGGGCUCCCUUUUAAAGCUUGUGGACAGAUCUAGCUAGGUCUUAAGCCAGCUGGCCCGGUCAAGCCUACCAUUGACAUACAAUCACUCGUCCCUCAUAAGCUCAUGCACUGUGCUCGGUAUGUGUUCUAGAAUAAUGCUAUUUUUCAUAUUUUGUUAUCCUUACAUCAAUAGAUAUGACUCAUUUAAUUAAUUUCAUAGACCAAAUGCACUUAAAUGAAAAGUCACAUUUGACAAA